GUCCCUAACUCCUUUUUAGUGUCAUAUCCCUUAUAGACCUACUUGGGCACUUGAACCUUCUGUAGUGUAUUACUUGAGAUCAUCAUGGCUUCCAAGGUUGCUGCAUCAACUGCCCUUCUCCUUAUGCUCAAUAUCCUUUUCUUCACUUUGGUCUCCUCUACCUAUUGCCCACCACCACCAAAGACUAAGCCUACUUGCGGAACUUGCCAACCAUCACCCCCCAAGUCACCUACGCCCACUACCCCAUCACCAAAGUCACCUACGCCAAGCACUGGUGGUAAGGGAAGUUGCCCUAUAGACACCCUAAAGUUGGGUGCUUGUGCCAAUGUGCUGCAGAGCUUGCUCAACAUAAAUUUGGGAACCCCAACCUCGACCUCUUGCUGCAGUCUCAUCCAGAAUCUGGUUAAUCUUGAUGCUGCUGUUUGCCUUUGCACUGCCAUCAAAGCCAAUGUCUUGGGCAUUAACCUUAACGUCCCUGUAUCCUUGAGCUUGCUCUUGAAUUAUUGUGGAAAGAAGGUCCCAUCUGGCUACCAGUGCUCUUAGGCCUGUGUGCCACCUUAGUAUAGCUAUGCUCUCCAUUUCUUUUCCUUUUUUUUUUUUUUUUUGACACUUUUGUCCCUUCUAUACCUCUCUUGCUGAGUUAAUUAGGACUUUGGAUUGGUUAUGAUAUGAUUUGAGGACUUCUUGUUCUUCAUUUAAUCGUGUUGUAUGUUCCUCUAGAGCUUCACUAGUCCCCUCGUAAUGAUAAUAAUUAACUUGUGCUGUAACAAGUAACAACUUAUGCUCUUAUUAAUAAAAACAGCUUCUUAGUUGAUUGA
Molecule: messenger RNA, 818 nt
Organism: Macadamia integrifolia
Lineage: Eukaryota; Viridiplantae; Streptophyta; Magnoliopsida; Proteales; Proteaceae
Product: lipid transfer protein EARLI 1-like
Exons: 1
Coding region: 85-543 (152 amino acids)
Source: RefSeq, a predicted model, not a curated record